Molecule: messenger RNA, 799 nt
Organism: Ostrinia nubilalis (European corn borer)
Lineage: Eukaryota; Metazoa; Arthropoda; Insecta; Lepidoptera; Crambidae
Exons: 4
Coding region: 38-763 (241 amino acids)
Molecular function (GO): N-acetyltransferase activity
Source: RefSeq, a predicted model, not a curated record
CAGUGAAGGAGAGUGCACGUAUUGACUUGUCUCUAAAAUGUCACAAACACCGCGAGUUUGGCGAAAAUUCACAGUGAAAAGCAAAGAUGGUGAAUUAAAACUACGUAUUCAGGACAUGCCGAGUGAUCGUUUAAACGAUUUUAUUGAUAUCUGCAUGAAAUAUUUCAUUCCGCAAGAGACGUGUAAUAAAACAGCAGGUAUAUAUAAAAGUGAGGAGGCUCUGGCGGAAUCGAGAGAAUUCGUCACAAGAAUGAUCAAUGACAUUGCUAAGAGUCCACACAACUUACUAAUAUGUUGUUUGGAUGAUGAUCCUGAAGUUGUUGGAGAAAUUAUAGGAGCCUCUAUAACAAAAGUUGACAAGAAAGAUGACCCUGAAAGAAAUUUGAAUUUUACGACAAAAACUAAAGAGGUGGGAGCUAGUUUUGCAAUAAUAAGUAAACUUAUCUCUAGAUACAACGCUUUGAAGGAUCAUAAGCUCGACAUUUUUCUUAAUGACAGAGGAGUUGUAGUAAAUCCAAAAUAUAGAGGUCUUGGACUUGCUCAAAUGUUCUUCAAUGUCAGGCGCCAAAUAUGUCAUGAUAUUGGAAUACCUCUCACUGGAGCCUGGAUGACGGCUGCAGGCUCUCAGAAGGCAGCAGCCCGUGAUGGAUGGGAGACGGCCUACGAGAUGACAUACGAAGAUUUCGGAAAAGAAACUGGAAUUGUCUUCGAAAACGUACCACCGAUAUGUAAAUAUAUGACCGGCAAGCCAUUGCAAAUGUAGUUGUUUAACUUUAAAAUAAAUACAUUGCAUCUAAAA